UUCUCCUCCUGGUUUAUGGUCACAUUGAGGAUAAAUGCUUCCAGCUUAAGCUUGCCCAGCCCAGCUGUGUCCUUGUCUCUUCCAGCCAGUGGCCCGCUCGUCACCCCAGCUUCACUGACCAUGAGUUUACCGUCUUCAGCUGUUCUGUCCUCAUCUGUAACCGGCCAGCCACCCUUCACUGCAUCUCUGCCUGUCAGCAUGCCAGUUUCUCUGCCAGACUCCUCCAUACCCAUGGAUGCUGACAUUACAGCGGUGUCCCCUGCUCCAGUAGUUCUCCCGACCUCUUCGUCUGGCAUCCCACCUCCUGCCUCAGCCUUGUCGACCGCUCUUCCAUGCGUGGCCUCACCCUUGAUCCCGUCAUCACCCAGUGUUUCACGCACUGCCCCAGCCUCGUUUGGCGCUUGUCAUGUGCCAGUGCUUCCACUGCCCCAAACCAGCAACGCUGACAUGACCGUUUCCUGGAGUGAUUGCGAUCUGUCAGCUCAUUUGUUUGAGCCAUCCACCGAGUCCAUGUCCACAAAUUCUCCCCAGGUGCCUACCAACAGCUUUGUCCAGGGACCUCUCAACAUCUCUUUCCAGGGACCUACCAGCAGCUCUGCCCAGGGACCUUCCAGCAGCUCUGCCCAGGGACCUACCGGCAGCUCUCCCCAGGUACCUACCAGCAGCUUUGUCCAGGGACCUCUCAACAUCUCUUUCCAGGGACUUCCCAGCAGCUCUGCCCUGGGACCUACCAGCAGCCCAGCCAAGGGAACCACCAGCAGCUCUCCUGGGGUGCCUACCAGCACCUCUGUCCAGGGGCCUCUCGGCAUUGUUGUCCAGGGACCCACCAGCAUCCAGGGACCUUCCAAUAGUCUGGACCAGGGACCCAGCGCUACAUGUAGCAGCCCUGCCCAAGAAUUUACCUUCAAGGAUCUGGACUGUCUGGACAACCUGCCUGAGGUAGUAGAAAGCUUAUCCCAGGCACAGAGACAGCAGGCUGCAGAAAUCAAGAGGCAGUUUCAGUUCUUACAGGAAGAAAAGGAGUUACUGAAGGAAGGUAGGUUACAAAUGUCUACCAAUUGUUUUGCAGGGGGAGGGGGGACUUCCAGCAGCUCUGCCCAGGGACCUACCAGCAGCUCUGCCCAGGGACCUACCGGCAGCUCUCCCCAGGUGCCUACCAGCAGCUUUGUCCAGGGACCUCUCAACAUCUCUUUCCAGGGACUUCCCAGCAGCUCUGCCCAGGGACCUACCGGCAGCUCUGCACAGGGACCUACCGGCAGCCUGGCCAAGGGAACCACCAGCAGCUCUAUCCAGGUGCCUACCAGCAGCGCUGUCCAGGGGCCUCUCGGCAUUGUUGUCCAGGGGCCCGUCAGCAGCCUUGUCCAGGGACCCACCAGCAUCCAGGGACCUUCCAACAGUCUGGGCCAGGGACCCAGUGCUACAUGUAGCAGCCCUGCCCAAGAAUUUACCUUCAAGGAUCUGGACUGUCUGGACAACCUGCCUGAGGUAGUGGAAAGCUUAUCCCAGGCACAGAGACAGCAGGCUGCAGAAAUCAAGAGGCAGUUUCAGUUCUUACAGGAAGAAAAGGUAUUUUGA
Acanthaster planci (crown-of-thorns starfish) is the source of this 1575-nucleotide messenger RNA. RefSeq lists its product as uncharacterized. Lineage: Eukaryota; Metazoa; Echinodermata; Asteroidea; Valvatida; Acanthasteridae. The record is from RefSeq and is a predicted model, not a curated record.